AUGCGGUCGCAAGGAGGUUCCCGGUGUGCAGUCCACUCUGAUUUGGUCAACGACUGUGUGCAGAACAGAGCGGCUGAGAGCCUCACUCCGGCGGAAUCCUUCUGUUCCAUAACUACCCCAACAGAAGCCGUCAGUCCGACGGUGAUCAACGCCCGACAGGACUUGCCUUCGACAUUGACUGCUCAGCGCUCAGCGGGAGCCGACGCGCAUCCAUGCAUCCUGAGCAGGUCACUACACGUGUGGAUCUAUCUAUCAAACAAGCUAAAUGAAAUGCAUUCGAGGCAACGUGCGAGCCUGAUUUCGACAGCAUUCCAUUUGGAGAAAUGUUCUCCAUCCUCUCAGCCUAGUAGAUAA
Sparassis crispa is the source of this 354-nucleotide messenger RNA. RefSeq lists its product as hypothetical. The transcript has 4 exons. Bases 1 to 354 code for a protein of 117 amino acids. The record is from RefSeq and is a predicted model, not a curated record. Lineage: Eukaryota; Fungi; Basidiomycota; Agaricomycetes; Polyporales; Sparassidaceae.